Molecule: messenger RNA, 1566 nt
Organism: Annulohypoxylon maeteangense
Lineage: Eukaryota; Fungi; Ascomycota; Sordariomycetes; Xylariales; Hypoxylaceae
Product: glycosyltransferase family 62 protein
Exons: 1
Coding region: 96-1229 (377 amino acids)
Source: RefSeq, a predicted model, not a curated record
CCCUAAAAAAGAAUGCCGACGCCACCUUGGUACCUCCCCAAUCUCCUACACUUCCUCGAUCUUGCCAAAUUUCCUUCAAGAUUGAUCAUGGCGAUAUGGCCAACCGUAUGAGAUUCGCUCCUAACCGAGUGGUCCUGUUUAGUAUCGCGGCUGCCCUUGGACUCUUUGUUCUAUUUCACUCCUUCGAACCCCGGAAACGCGCCUGGUCAUGCAAGACGCUCUCCUCGUGCCUGGGGGGCAAUCACCCGCCCACGUACAAGCAUUGGGACGGUGUGCCAUUGGACCUCGCCGUCGGCAAAAAUGAAAAGACAUUGAGCGACGGAACCGUAUUAUACCACCAACAUAUUGUCAACACGAACCCUGACAUAUUAUUCCUUGUCCUAACUAGGGAUGGGCAUUCAUGGAGCCGCGAUUUCCGAUCUACACGACGCACUGUAUACGACUUCAUUGACAUGCUCGUAUCCACAGAUCUGGAUCUAACCCGGGUGUCGCUGGGCCUCAUGACGUCGUCGCGCGAAGAAUUUGAGGCGACAAAAAAGGCGGUGAUGCCGCUACCAUUCGCGCGCGUCGCGCUGUUCUAUCGCGAAGGUGAUGGUGGUGGGGCCGCAUCCAGGAUCCCAUAUGAGGACCGACACAAAGCCGAGUACCAGCGUCUACGCCGUGGAGCCAUUGCUAGCGCCCGCAACUACCUGAUGGCACGAAGCCUGCAGGAUGAGUCGCACGUGAUCUGGGUCGACGCGGAUAUUGUCGAGUUCUCCCCUGGCGUGAUCCAGAAGAUGAUCGGUCACGCAGAGACGCGCGACGAUGUUGGAAUCGUUACGGCGAUCUGUGUUCAGACCAUCACACCCAACUACGACAAGAACGCGUGGACGGUAAAUCGACAGGUACCCCUGCUGAUGGGUCCCGUCGGAGAUGGCGAUCUCGAUACCGCUGCAGAUAAACUCGUCGAGACUAGGACGUACCUAGACGAGCUAAUCAAAGGAACAAGCGACGAUGAUCUCCUACCUGUAGACAGUGUUGGGGGUACGAUAUUAUACAUAAAGGCGAGCAUCGUACGACAAGGCAUCAAUUUCCCCACGUCCCUCGUCGUUGGCACAACAUGGUCCCACGAAGGAUGGGUGGGCAUCGAAUCAGAGGGUAUAUGUUAUAUGACAUCGCACCUCGACGGCGGUGGAGGUUGUUUUGUACUGGGUGGUAGUCAUUUUGUGAGACAUGCCGAUUGGAGUUGAAAGGGAGUUGGUCGAUUGUAUUAAAGGUCGUCGCAUUAGAUAAGUACGGCUUUUCUUGUUAAUGUGAUACCCCAAGUAGGUUUUGUCCUACAAUAGGCCUUAUAGGCUUGACGUCACGCUCAACUUUAUCUCCAAUAAGGUUCCUCCCAUUUUGCCCGAUAGGACGGGUCGUUCCCGGAGUUACACUAUUGUAUAGGUACUUACCUACCUAAGUACUACAACACCGAUUAGGAUCCUGCAUUUCACCUACAUACCUAUAUAGGUAUAUAUAUAUGGAGGUUGGGCUUGUGUUCUGUUUAGAUACCCAUAGACUAAGAACAUGCAUUAAGUGAGUUGA